Messenger RNA from Thelazia callipaeda (thelaziosis nematode), 456 nucleotides. The record is from the annotation of a GenBank genome assembly. Lineage: Eukaryota; Metazoa; Nematoda; Chromadorea; Rhabditida; Thelaziidae.
AUGCAUCGUUUUACUCCUUCACCGAACAGUCUUUCUUCAAAUUAUGGUUUACAAAUGCUCGAUGACUCAACAAUUUAUCGGCCAUUACCAACACGGAAUCCAUUAACAAAACAAGUGGAUCAACUAGCAUAUGAAAUACCACAUAAUAAAUAUGCAAAAAAUCCAUGGAGUUACGCACCAGAAUUUUUAAAAGUAUUUGGAGAUGUUCGCGCAGAGAUUGGGCAGCAGGCAUGUUUCGACUGUAUAUUGCUUGGAUCACCAAGGCCUAAGGUUUGUUGGUUGUUCAACUAUGAAAAAUUGAAAUUUGAUGAUGUACAAAUCUGCGAUACUGCUGAUUUAUGCAGGUUAACGAUACCUUACAUCCAGCCUUAUCAUUACGGUACUUACUUGGUCGUAUGCGAGAAUGAAGUAGGUCGAGCUGUUGCCAGUGCCAGCUUAACUCCGAUUUAUGAUUGA